GCCUAUUCCUAAACGAAAUAGACCUUACGAAAGCUCAAGAUGGGUUACUAGCAGUUAACAUGCUUCCUUCGCUAAUAACACUACAUUUGGAGAGUUGUGGACUUAUAGUUCCUCACUUUUUACAGGUCAAUUUCACAUCUCUUUCUUCCCUGAUCAUCGGUUUCAAUCAAUUUAACCACCCCACAAUCCCUCCUUGGCUGGGUAACCUUACGGGCCUGCAAGAUCUUAGUCUUCGUGCUAAUUAUCUAGGUGGUAAGGUUCAUGAUACAUUUAGGCAAAUGACCUCUCUAGUUGACCUCGAUCUAGUAGGAAAUAGCUUUGAUACUUCAACAUUGAGAUCCAUUUGCAACGUCAGCAGUCUUACUUCUUUGGAUAUGAGCGAUAAUCAGUUGCAGGGUUCAAUACCAAGUGAAAUAGGCCGGCUUUGGAAACUAACCGGACUAUAUCUGGACUCUAAUAUGCUAAAUGGUACCAUUCCCUCGAGUCUUUGGGAACUCACCCAGUUACAAGCAUUAUUUGUUCAGGGAAAUUCAUUAACCGGUGAACUAUCUGAACACCAUUUUGCAAAACUCAAAGAGCUAAAGAGGUUGGACAUUUCUGAUAACUUAUUCUCUCUGCACGUGAGCUCCUCUUGGGUUCCUCCUUUUCAACUACAAUAUAUUGGGAUGGGAUCUAUCAAAAUUGGGCCCCGGUUCCCAAAUUGGCUACGCACGCAAAAGGAGAUUGAACAGUUAAACAUGGCGAAUGCCGGCAUUUCAGAUGCCAUACCCGGCUGGUUCGGAGUGCUUUCUAAUGAUCCUGGUGGCAUAAUUCUCUCCGGUAACAAAUUGGAGGGAUCUCUCAACUCAUUUAUUUCAGUAGCUGAUGUUGAUAAAAAGUUUGUACAAAUUUCACUGGUAGUAUCCCGGAAGACUUGUGCAAGUUGAAAACUUUAGAAUAGUUAGAUCUAUCCAACAACCAUUUGUCCGGAAGAAUUCCUUUAUGCUUGGGAAACUUGCGAUAUUUGAGUAUCCUACAUUUGGGAAGUAACAGCCUAUAUGGUCAGAUCCCAGGUUCACUGGGCAACUUGGGAGAACUUAUUAGUCUGCAAUUGAGUAAAAAUAGGUUUGAUGGGAAGCUCCCUCCUUCAAUGCAGAAUCUGAAAAGAUUGCAGUUCCUGGAUCUGGGAGAAAAUAGAAUAGCGGAUACUAUACCAGCGUGGAUUGGGGAAAGGUUAUCAGACUUGGAGUUUCUGACACUUCAGACGAAUAAUUUCCACGGAGGUAUCUCUAAUACACUCUGCCAACUCCCACAUCUUCAAGUGCUCAACCUAGCACAUAAUGAUUUAUCCGGAUCUAUUCCUCACUGCUUUAAAAACUUCACCGCGAUGGAAUCAACUAAACCAGGAACAUUUGAGUUCAACAAUUCUUAUCUUGAUCCCGUACUGCGAAACUUUAAGGCAGGAAUAGAGCUUGAGUACUCAAAAAACCUACCGUCUGUUAAAUCCAUUAGCCUCUCAGGAAAUCAUUUGGUCGGUGAAAUCCCGGAUGAGAUAAUGGGUCUCGUUGGGUUGCAAACUUUGAACCUUUCAAAAAACCAUCUAAAUGGAAGGAUCCCCAAGAACAUUGGCAAUUUGAAGCAACUUGAAACACUUGAUUUAUCGAUGAAUGAACUCAGAGGUGAAAUCCCUCCAAGCUUGUCGAGUAUAUACUCAUUGAGCUCUCUGAAUUUGUCAUACAAUAAGCUAUCAGGGCCGAUACCAUCUGGAAAUCAACUUCAGACCUUGAAUGAUCCAUCCAUCUAUGAGGGAAACAUUGGACUCUGUGGGAAGCCACUCCUGAACAGCUGCCCUGCAGACGAAUCGCCAACAGAAAAUGGGCCUGUUCUUGACGACAAAGGUCACAGCGAGUUUGAUUUCUCAUGGUUUUAUGCCGGUUUUGGACCUGGAUUCAGUGUUGGUGUAGUGGGAGUUGUGGGAAUCCUUCAAUUCAAGCAGUCAUGGCGCUAUGCAUUAUUCAAAUGUGUGGAAAAUGCCUAUGACGGAAUUUGGGUUAUGAUCGGAUUGAAGACUUCUCGUCUACGGAGGAAUUUCCAUUGAGUAAGUAUAUGUACAAAAGCACUUAAAAAUAUUGCAGUAAUUUGUUUAUGCAGAUUAAUUUAAGCACUGGACUCCAUGUAAUCUUAACAGGGUAAUAAUCAUGAUUUCAC
Messenger RNA from Coffea arabica (coffee), 2187 nucleotides. The record is from RefSeq and is a predicted model, not a curated record. Lineage: Eukaryota; Viridiplantae; Streptophyta; Magnoliopsida; Gentianales; Rubiaceae.